This is a messenger RNA of Penicillium arizonense, 759 nucleotides long. RefSeq lists its product as uncharacterized. The transcript is spliced from 2 exons. Bases 1 to 759 code for a protein of 252 amino acids. The record is from RefSeq and is a predicted model, not a curated record. Lineage: Eukaryota; Fungi; Ascomycota; Eurotiomycetes; Eurotiales; Aspergillaceae.
AUGCAUCUCAUCUCUCUUCUCACCUGCCUGGCAGCAGUCUCACUUGCUGCCCCAACGAACUUCCUAGACGAUGCAUACGAUUGGUCAGAUGAGCUGGCUGACUUCUACGGAACAGUGAGCCAGUUCAUCAGCUCCGCAAAGCACAACAUCAGAUCACCAGAUGCUUGCGACAUCUCCAAGAUUGCUCUGCCCUCCUACGCCUCAGGUCUUCCCGGCCCCACAGGCUUGAAGCCAGUCUAUGUUGCACUUGGACGUGGCACUCAGAACUAUACAUGUGCGAGCUCUUCAUCCAAUACCACACCAGUGGCAGCAGGAGCCGUCGCAAGGCUUUACAAUGCCACAUGUCUCGCAGCCAACUACCCAAGUAUUGUUGAGAAACUCCCGAGCAUCGCAUACAAGAUUACUCUCCCGACCAACGAACUGGCCUCUUUCCCCCCUGCCAACAUUGAGCUUAUGGGACAUCAUUUCUUCUUUGAUGCGACGACCCCGGAGUUCAACCUCAACACUACACCAGACAAGCAGGACGGCAUUGUCAUGUCGAAGAAGCAAGGUCAGAUUGCUGCGCCUUCUGAUGCUACCUCCGGGAAGUAUGGCGCCGUUGCCUGGCUCUACCUCACCACCACUGAUGGCACCAUUGGCAACUACAAGAGUGUCUAUCGAGUUGACACUGCGGCUGGGUCACCUCCAAAGACCUGCAAGGGUUUGCCUGCUGCAUUCCAGAUACAGUAUUCUGCAAACUACUAUUUCUUCGGGGAAUGA